Messenger RNA from Trichomycterus rosablanca, 1576 nucleotides. RefSeq names its product ATP synthase subunit a-like. Gene Ontology annotation, biological process: proton motive force-driven ATP synthesis. NCBI's taxonomy places the organism in Eukaryota, Metazoa, Chordata, Actinopteri, Siluriformes, Trichomycteridae. The transcript has a single exon. Gene Ontology annotation, molecular function: proton-transporting ATP synthase activity, rotational mechanism. The record is from RefSeq and is a predicted model, not a curated record.
ACUUGUCUUCCUGACAGUAAUUCCAAACAAAGUAUUAAACCACACCUUCCCAAAUGAACUAACAACCAUUGAUGCCCAAGACCUCAAAACGACAACCUGAAACUGACCAUGGCACUAAACCUGUUUGAUCAAUUUAUGAGCCCCUCAUACCUAGGUAUCCCCCUAAUUGCAAUCGCACUCACACUUCCAUGAAUUCUUGUUCCUUCGCCCUCAAAACGAUGACAAGACAACCGCCUAGUUACACUACAAAAUUGAUUUAUUAAAACUUUUACACAACAACUACUCACGCCCCUAAAUCCCGGAGGACACAAAUGAGCCCUUAUUUUAACAUCCCUAAUAAUUUUCCUCUUAACCCUUAACAUCCUUGGGCUCCUUCCUUAUACCUUCACCCCAACAACUCAACUUUCCCUAAACAUAGGCCUAGCCGUACCAUUCUGACUUGCCACAGUAAUUAUUGGACUACGAAACCAGCCCACUGCAGCCCUAGGACACCUUCUACCAGAAGGAACCCCCAUCCUACUUAUCCCUAUCCUAAUUAUUAUCGAAACUAUCAGCUUAUUUAUUCGACCUUUGGCCUUAGGAGUACGACUAACAGCUAAUCUAACAGCUGGUCAUCUAUUGAUUCAACUUAUCUCCACAGCAACCUUUGUACUAUUACCAAUAACAGCAACAGCAGCCAUCUUUACCGCCACUCUUCUAGCCCUUCUUACCCUACUAGAGGUAGCAGUAGCUAUAAUUCAAGCUUAUGUAUUUGUUCUACUACUAAGCCUUUACUUACAAGAAAACGUCUAAUGGCCCACCAAGCACACGCAUAUCACAUGGUUGACCCAAGUCCAUGGCCUCUAACAGGCGCAGUAGCUGCUCUCCUAAUGACAUCAGGCCUUGCUAUCUGAUUUCACUUCCACUCAACCACAUUAAUAACACUAGGUUUAAUUCUGCUACUACUCACAAUGUAUCAAUGAUGACGGGAUAUUAUCCGAGAAGGAACCUUCCAAGGACAUCAUACACCUCCGGUCCAAAAAGGCCUACGAUACGGAAUAAUCUUAUUUAUCACAUCUGAAGUCUUCUUCUUUCUUGGAUUCUUCUGAGCUUUCUACCACGCCAGCCUUGCCCCAACCCCAGAACUCGGAGGAUGCUGACCUCCAACAGGUAUUGUUACCUUAGACCCUUUCGAAGUCCCUCUACUUAAUACUGCGGUCCUACUAGCAUCAGGCGUAACAGUAACCUGGGCCCACCACAGCCUUAUAGAAGGAGGACGAAAACAAGCCAUCCAAUCUCUUACCCUAACCAUUCUCCUGGGAUUCUACUUCACUGCCCUCCAAGCCAUAGAAUACUAUGAAGCCCCUUUUACAAUUGCAGACGGCGUUUAUGGCUCAACAUUCUUUGUAGCAACAGGUUUCCACGGACUACACGUUAUUAUUGGCUCUACCUUCCUUGCAGUAUGCCUACUCCGACAAAUCCUAUUCCAUUUUACAUCAGAACAUCACUUUGGAUUUGAAGCAGCUGCCUGAUACUGACACUUCGUAGACGUCGUGUGACUAUUCCUAUACGUCUCCAUCUACUGAUGAGGAUCUUA